Molecule: messenger RNA, 3293 nt
Organism: Aegilops tauschii subsp. strangulata
Lineage: Eukaryota; Viridiplantae; Streptophyta; Magnoliopsida; Poales; Poaceae
Product: protein SMAX1-like
Molecular function (GO): ATP hydrolysis activity; ATP binding
Source: RefSeq, a predicted model, not a curated record
CACUUUUUCCAGUGGCACCUCCCUUCCUUCCUCGCGCACACCUUCACCUUUCACCUCGCCCGCCUCUGGUGAACCAAACUCCACUCGCCAUCACAGCGACGUGCGCAGUGUCCCGGCGCGGCUAAACCUAUAACUAACACCACCUCGACCCCCCGGCUACCUCAGCCCCAGCAGCCGAGGGAGACCGAGCAGAGACCGACCGACCGGCCGAUCGAACCCACCCACCGGCAUGAGAGCCUACUCGGCGGCACCGCCCGCGGCCGUCUCGCUGCCGUCGGCCGCGGCGCCGCCGCUCACCCCGGACGCGGCGGCCGUGCUGUCCCGCGCCGCGGGCGACGCGUCCAGGCGCCGCCACGCGCACACCACGCCGCUCCACGCGGCAGCUGCGCUGCUCUCCGGCCCGGCGCCGCUCCUCCGCGACGCCUGCGUCGCCGGCCUCGCGUCGCCGCACCCGCUCCGGUGCCGCGCGCUUGACCUCUGUUUCGCCGUGGCCCUUGACCGUCUGCCCACCUCCACGGAGCACCACCACGGCGGCCAUGUCGACGGCGCCGGGUUCCGCGGCGGCCCGCAGCCCCCGCCGCUCUCCAACGCGCUCUCCGCCGCGCUCAAGCGCGCGUACGCGCACCACCGCCGCAUCGGCGGCAGCGCCGUCGAGCCCGCCGGCGGCGACGACCACCGCGUCGGCGUGCCGCACCUCGUGCUUGCCAUCCUCGACGACCCGUCCGUCGCGCGCGUCAUGCGCGAGGCUUCCUUCUCCAGCACCGCCGUCAAGGCGGCCAUGCUCCGGUCCCUCUCCGACCCCGCGGCCCCCGACUCCGGCGUCUACGUCAGCGCCACCAGGUCACUACAGCACCGGCAGGCACCGAUCAACCGCGAAGAGGAGGUGGCCAAGGUGGUGGACGUGCUGAAGAGGGGCAAGAAGCGCAACCCGGUGCUCGUCGGUGACACGGCGGACGUGGACGCCGUCGUGCAGGAGGUCGUCGCGAUGAUACAGCGCCAGCGCCUCGGCAAUGCGCGGGUCAUCGAAUUCGGCAACCUGGCCGACAUGGAUAGGUCAGAGCUGGUCGCCAAGAUCAGGGAGCUCGGCGAAGCGAUCACAUCAGAGCUACUGGCGCCGGCGAUGGUGUCGCAGACCGCCGGUGUCGUGGUCAACCUCGGGAACCUCCAAUGGCUCGUCGAGGAAAGAUGCGCGGUGGCCUUUGGCGAGCCGCAGGAAACGAGGAGGGAAGUGGUGCUCGACACGGCGCGCGCCGCGGUGGCCGAGAUGGCACGCGUGCUGGAGCACUCUGGCGGCGAAGGCGAGCGGCGCCGCGUCUGGGUCAUCGGCACGGCGACGUGCGCCACCUACCUCAAGUGCCAGGUGUAUCACCCAGCGCUGGAGAGCGAAUGGGACAUCCAGGCGGUGCCCAUCACGCCGAGACCACCGCAGCCGCCGUCGCUCGGGCUCUCGCCGAGUGCUGGAGUCAAUCGAGGCAUCCUAAGCAGCUCGGUGGAGGUGUUGUCGUCGGCGAUGACCGGUGCAACGACGCACAGGCCGGCGCCGGGCAUGUGCAACGCCUGCGUGGACGGCUACGAGCGGGAGCGUGCCGACAUGCAGUGUGCUGAUGCGGCGAGCUCCCUCAACCCCACCGAGAAGACCAUGUCGCGGUGGCUGCAGAUCGGGACGCCGGCCAGCGCACGGCCGCAGCCCAUCGUUGGUUUUCAGGACAAGGCGCGGGACGCAGAUGAGCUGUGGCGUCGGUGGCUGGACCGGUGCGCGCAGCUGCACUCCCAUGGCCGGCCGUCGGCGGUUACGUGCUCUGAGUGGAACGGCGCAAGUGUUAUCGGCAGCAUGCAGGCGACGCUGGCGGUCAGGCCAUCGGCGCCGGCUAGAGGCACUGUGGUGGACACCGACCUCGCGCUGGGGACACCGGUGCCUUCGACGACGCCGGCAUCGGCAUCGGCAUCGGCAUGGGACACGGACGAAAAGGUGCUCGCCAAACGGCUCACGGAGGCGGUGAGAUGGCAACCGGAGGCUGCGGCUGCGGUGGCUGAUACGAUCGUGAAGGCUAGGCUCGGAGGCGGCAAACGGCGACGACUAGGGCCAAAGGCCGACACGUGGGUCCUCUUCGCCGGCGCCGACAUGGUCGGGAAGAGGAGAAUGGCUGAGGCGCUCUCAGUGGCGAUCUUUGGCGCUGGCCCCGUCACUGUGCGCCUCGGCUGUGCAACAACCGGCGACGUCGACGGCGGGGAAGAAUCCGUCGUGUCGUGCCGCGGAAGGACGGCGCUGGACCGCGUGGCUGAGACCGUACGUGCCAACCCGUUCCGCGUCGUGGUGCUCGAUGACCUCGACCACGCCGACGACGUCGUGCACGGUGCCAUCGUGCACGCCAUCGAGUCCGGCCGGCUCACGGACUCGCACGGCCGAGACGUCGCCCUCGGCAGCGCCAUCUUCAUCGUCAUGUCAAGCUGGUCGUCGUCCGCGUCCGGUCAGCCUACCGACUCGGCAUGGAACCUGGAGCUUCGGGUCCGGCGGCGCACGACGCUGAAGCGCAGGCCGGAGCAAGAGCUCGACGGAUACCGGCGCGUGAAACCACGCAAGCCGCUCCCGCUUGACCUGAACUUGUCCAUGUGCGACGAUCACAUCGACGACGGCGACGAGGACAGCGGCAGCGAGGGGUCACGUAACUCGUCCAGCGACCUGACGGUGGAGCACGAGCAGGAGUACGCGCAACCGCCCUCCGCCGCCACGCGCUCGGCACAGUCCAAUGUGCACGAGCUCAUCCGAGCCGUCGACGGGACAGUGGUGUUCAGAUCAGUCGACUUCGGGCCUCUCAAACGGAGCGUCUCCGACGUGGUAUCGGCCAAGUUCGGCGACGCCGCCGGCAGUGGUGGGUGGUCCGUGCACGUGGACGCCGGCGUGCUGGACAGGCUGGCCGGUGCCGCGUGGACGGCGGCAGGAGCAUCGACCGCCACGGCCACGUCGUUGGAGUCGUGGGCGGACGAGGUGCUGUGCCCUAGCAUACGGCAGCUGAAGCGUAGCUUGAGCAGCAGCGACGUUGACGGUGCAACGACGGUGAGCUUGUCGGCCGUGGAAGGCAUCGGCCGUCGAAGAAUGGACGGCGAUGUACUAUUCCCGACGUCGGUGACGGUCGCCGUCGACGGAAAUUGACGCGCGCAGUCCGGCGAGCACCUUGUUUUUGGUUUGGUCAUUAAUAUGAUCAUGGUCGGUGUACAUUAGUGCUUUGUAAAUCCUCAGCAUCCGAGAUUAAUUAGGCACGGGAUUAGAAAUUGUAUGUUCACAUUUCCGGUUU